Messenger RNA from Jaculus jaculus (lesser Egyptian jerboa), 915 nucleotides. RefSeq names its product melanoma-associated antigen B4-like. Gene Ontology annotation, biological process: negative regulation of transcription by RNA polymerase II. The coding region runs from base 1 to 915 and encodes 304 amino acids. Gene Ontology annotation, cellular component: nucleus. The transcript has 2 exons. Lineage: Eukaryota; Metazoa; Chordata; Mammalia; Rodentia; Dipodidae. The record is from RefSeq and is a predicted model, not a curated record.
AUGCCUAAGGGCCUAAAGAGUAAAGGCCACUCCCGUGGUGGCAAACACCAGUCAGCUCGUGGUGAGCACCAGCGUCUCCAGAGAGCUCAGCCCUCUGCAGAGGGGCCAGCAGCAGCCCCUCCUCCUGCUGCCCAAGGUGAUUCUGGGGAAAGUUCAAGUACCUCCCAGGCAGCAUUCUCCACUGGAGACGCAUGUGGAGAUGCUCUGACCAAGAAGACAAGCAUGCUGCUACACUUCCUGCUGGACAAAUAUCAGAAAAGGGAUAUCAUCUUGAAGGGAGAUAUGCAGAAUGUGGCCCACAGGAAGUACAAGCCACACUUCUCUCACAUAGUAAGGAGAGUUUCCAUACAGCUCGAGCUGGUCUAUGGCCUGGAGUUGAAGCAAAGAGAUAGAAAGGGCUUCUUCUAUCACCUUGUUCGCAAGGAGGGCCCCUCCACUGAAAAUAGUCUGUGUAGCAUGAAAGAGUUGCCAAAGAAGGGUCUUCUGAUGACCCUCCUGGGUGUCAUCGUUAUGAAGGGCAACCGUGCAACUGAAGAAGAUGUCUGGGGAUUUCUGAAUGCAUUGGGGAUAUAUGCUGGGAAGAGGAAUGUAAUAUUUGGAGAGCCCCAAAAACUCAUCACCAGAGAUCUCAUACAACACAGUUACCUGGAGUACAUUCAAGUGCCAGGAAAUAUCCCCCCAAGUUAUGAGUUCAUCUGGGGUCCCAGAGCCCAUGCUGAAACUAACAAGAAUAAGGUUCUGGAAUUUUUAGCUAACAUCAGUGGUACCACCCCUCGUGCUUUUCCCAGGCUGUAUGAGGAGCCUUUCAAGGAAAAGCCAGAGAGACCAAGAAGAGAUGCCCCUAAAGUUCCCCAUGUUUCUAAGAGCAGAGUUCAUGCUGCAUGCAAGUCGACCACUGACUAUUCACUCCUUUAG